Penaeus monodon (black tiger shrimp) is the source of this 549-nucleotide messenger RNA. RefSeq lists its product as uncharacterized. The record is from RefSeq and is a predicted model, not a curated record. Lineage: Eukaryota; Metazoa; Arthropoda; Malacostraca; Decapoda; Penaeidae.
CAUUGAUUCCACGAUUGCAAACUCAUCCCUCGCUUUACGGAUCAUCAAUAUGUAAACAAGAACGGCGUAAACAAACCCUCUCGAAAAAAAAGAAAAACACGCGGAAAGUAAACAAUGAAUGUAUGACGUAAUCGCGGAAAGUAAACAAUGAAUGUACUACGUAAUCGCGGAAAGUAAACAAUGAAUGUACUACGUAAUCGCGGAAAGUAAACUAUGAAUGUAUGACGUAAUCGCCAGCUGAAAUAAACAGGCGUUCAAGAUGAGUGCACAGAAGAUUAAAAACAAGAAGGCACAGCUAAGGCAGAAACUGGGGGGAGACGGCGCAUCGGGCCGUUUUCUAUUCACCAAGGCCUCGCCAGCAGGGAUAACUUCGCUAAAAGACGCGAAGACCCUGAAGGCUGAAAAAUGCCAACUUCAGAACGACCUGAUCUCAGGGCUUCCCAAGGGCGAUAAGGCGACGAAACCGAAGCAGAAUUUAGACAUCAUUUCCAACUGUCCUCCAGGUCUUAUGGACGACUUUGAUGGGAUAGACCACAUCAUCGCAGUUAG